AUGUCGAUCUCUCCGACCAGUUCACGUGUCUUAGUCGUGCCUCCCGACGCCGAGUCAUUGCGACUCAUUGGACAGCAUCUGGGAGCUUGGCUUGACAAGAGGCAGUCGCUCUUGCCAACAUGGCGAACAAGUUCAGUACACUUAUCAUAGACUGAACAGAUCUGGUUCCUCGCAGUCGCUUGACGAGGAUCUAGACUCUAGUGAUCAGGUGCUCGUUGCGACAGCUCGUCUUGUCCAAUGUCAACCUUCGUGCACUGCCAGUGUGGAACAACUGCAGAUUCUCUGUAAGGCUCACAACUUGCAGGGCUACUCUCUUCGGCGAUCAAAGGUUACAUAA
This is a messenger RNA of Microbotryum saponariae, 337 nucleotides long. The record is from the annotation of a GenBank genome assembly. Lineage: Eukaryota; Fungi; Basidiomycota; Microbotryomycetes; Microbotryales; Microbotryaceae.